Messenger RNA from Ustilaginoidea virens, 2133 nucleotides. RefSeq lists its product as uncharacterized. Gene Ontology annotation, biological process: DNA replication; DNA replication initiation. NCBI's taxonomy places the organism in Eukaryota, Fungi, Ascomycota, Sordariomycetes, Hypocreales, Clavicipitaceae. The transcript has 7 exons. The coding region runs from base 1 to 2133 and encodes 710 amino acids. The record is from RefSeq and is a predicted model, not a curated record. Gene Ontology annotation, cellular component: nuclear pre-replicative complex; nuclear origin of replication recognition complex; DNA replication preinitiation complex. Gene Ontology annotation, molecular function: DNA replication origin binding.
AUGGAGCAAAAUGAGGCAUCGAGGGAUACUUUUUCCCAGGAAGAUCAUCAGGCAGCGUAUAUAUUCGAUCCGCAACAGGAUGAGGGUCAUUUCAGCGAUCCACGGCCAUCCAAGAAGCGCCGGGUAACCGGGGGCGACAUCGUGGAGAGAAGCAGGACAGUCGGUGAUGCGCCGUUGUUCGUGCCCCUACUCAAUGGCGCAGAGAAGCCCGAAUUUGCAAGAUUUCGGGAGCAAAAGUUCCAUGAAUCUUGGAAGAUGAUUGACGGGCGACUCCAGAGUAUUUUGCGAGAGUCCAACUCGACUACUUUGAAUGAAGUGGCCGAGUUCGUGGCCGACGCCACUAAAGACAGCAUCGAUCAAAUCCCUUCAGGGUUUAUUGUAACGGGGCCGAAUAUAGCAUCGCAAGAUCUCUUGUUCGAACAACUAUCUGAUUCGUUGCGAAACAAGUUCACGAGCAGGUUUGUGAGACUGAAAUCAUCCGAGACGGUGACUCUCAAAGCUGCCUUAAAACGUACGAUUCAGGGUGCCAUGGCCACGGUGCAGGGCGUUGAGGAUGAUGACUUGCUGUCGGAUGCGACGAAAGACGGAUUUCGUUACCUUGACUAUGAUCUUGAGGCUUUGGAGGUAUUCCUAAAACCCCUCCAGUGUGAGCAUGUUUUUGUGGCAUUUCAAGAUAGUGAGGGCUUUGAUAGCAGUCUUCUUUCCGACCUGAUUGCUUUGCUCCACUCCUGGCGGCCCCGCAUACCAUUUACGCUAUUGUUCGGCAUUGCUACAUCGGUGGAAUUACUACAAACUCGCUUAUUAAAAUCGACCUGCCGCGUCAUGUAUGGAGGGCAAUUCGAUGCAGCCCAGACAGCUAGCAUUCUGGAGACUAUCUUCAAGGGCACCGUUGCGGCGGUCGAUGUACCACUACGCCUAGGUGCCCCUCUCCUUCGAAGCAUGUUGGAUCGGCAACACGAACAAGUUGCUGGCAUCCAGUCCUUCAUAAGCUCAUUGAAGUAUGCUUAUAUGUGCCACUUUUAUGCGAACCCACUCAGUGUUUUGUUGUGUUGUUCAGAACCCCCUAGCGAAAGUCUCCAGCAAGAGCAUUUUGAAGCGGUCCGGAACCUGCCCAGCUUUCGGCAAGCUGUGGAACGAGAAGUGCAAAAGGGCACCGUGGCUUCCUUGGAGGAUGCACGAUUAUUGAUUGAGGAUAACAAACAUCUUCUCAAUCGAAUCAGGGCAGGCCAUGGCAACCGGCAAUCGUGGGCAGCCCAGUUCCUUCGGUCUCUGCUGAUUUCGCAAGCUGCCGGCGUCCAGAGGAGCUCCUUUUCCAGAGCCUACGUGGAUGGUUUGGUCAGAGCUCAGCUGUCUUCGGAUGACCCGGGCUUGGCUCAGAGCAUUCGCCGCAUGGACCCUGACGAGUUGUCGGGGCUUCUUGCCCGGAUCGUUUCAGUGCUUGGUGAAGGGGACAGGUCACUUGGAUUGCUGCCGUCUGCUGAUGAGCGAGAUGCGCAGCUACGCGCAUCGCUCGAAUCCGUCAUGCAAGAGCUCGAGCAUCUCAAGGUACGGGCCAAGGAUGCUGGCACUGUUUUGAGGAGCAAAUACAGCGGUCAUAGCAAGGUCAUGCGCACCACCGUCGUUGCCCAAAAAGUCCAGCUCAGCCAAGACACAGCAGCUCUUCGAGACGAGGACAACCGACUAACUGAGCUCGUGGACAAGACCACUUUGCUACUCUGCAGGCACUAUCUGGAUACUAAUCCGAACUCGAUACUGUUUUCGGAAUGCUGGCUCUACGAAACCAAGUCUCCUUCCCGUGACGUGUUUAUCCCUCGACCGAGGAUGGUGUUUGAAAGAAGUCUCGGUCGCCCGCAAGACUACCUAGGAUGCAGAUGCUGCGAAUCAGACCACGACGGACUCGAAGCGAAAGUACCCCCUACGUCUCUUCUUUAUCAACUGUACCUAGAGGCUGGAAAUCUGGUCAACGUUGCGGAUUUAUGGACAGCUUUCCGCGCGCUGGUGAGCCAGGGGGGGGAAGACGAGCGCAGGACAUUGGUCCUGUUCUAUCGUGGUCUUGCCGAAAUGAGGGCUUUGGGAUUUGUCAAGGCCAGCAAGAAGAAGAUUGAUCACAUAGCCAAGAUCAAGUGGCUCUAG